Lachancea sp. 'fantastica' is the source of this 2085-nucleotide messenger RNA. The record is from the annotation of a GenBank genome assembly. NCBI's taxonomy places the organism in Eukaryota, Fungi, Ascomycota, Saccharomycetes, Saccharomycetales, Saccharomycetaceae.
AUGAAAUUAACUGGUUUGCCAAUUCUGCUGGUGGCAGUCUUCGCCUGUGUCUCUUCAGGCCUGGUCUUGGUAGACUCGUCUCUGGCAUCUGCAUGUCUGUAUUAUGAGAAAAUGUUCGACUGGGGAUGCCAUACGCACGGUGUGAGCAGAAAGGCGUACAAAUGCCGCUGUUCCAACGUCAAUUGGCUGGGCACAAUGACCAAUUGCAUUGCCAACAACACAGACAGCAAACGGCUCAGAAACCAUGCCUUUAGACAUGUCAUCGAGCGGUGUCAGUCCAAGGCCAAUAUUGACUACACUAUGGACGACAUGUACGGGUACUGGAAAAACGGUACCCAGUAUUUGAGAGACCCUACAAUGGCAGACAUGGACCAUCCGGUCAACACCACGUUGCGGGUCGACCAGCCGGAAUUCGACUGGUAUUACCGGAAAUUUAAAGACUACACCUUUUCCGUGGAGAGAAGUCAGUGGUUCGGAUGGGGCCUGGUCUUCUACUGGAGCGCUGUCAUCGUUGUCUGUACAUUGUACAAUUUGAACCAGAAAUUCUUGGGCGUCAAAUUCACCAACAAAUGGCUCUCCAGAUCCCUGGUAGUCCCUUCCGCAUUCAAAAAUACGCUCUUGAAGUAUCCCAAACUGCAAAAAUUGUUCCCGGGACCCUACGCAACCCGGUUGCAAGGCCUCGCGGUGUUGGUUUUCAUUGUCCAAGUGUUCAUCACAACGGGUGUCGGCUACGAGAUGAAACUGCCACAUCCGUAUCUCACAACUCGGUGGUUUAUGAAUCUCACUUUGGUGAGUUAUAGAACCGAUUUGAUGUGCAUGUCGCUGUUUCCUCUAAUCUUUUUCUUUGGAAUCCGCAACAAUCCGUUCAUUCCACUCACUGGGCUCUCCUAUGCGACGUUCUCGUAUUUCCACAAAUGGUGUGCAUACGUGGCUGCUGGUCUCGCUUUCAUUCAUUCCAUAAUUUGGACAGUGUGGUCCAUCCACGACGGCGGUUACAAGGCAUGGGCAAUGGACACGUAUUGGCAGCACGGAGUGGCCGCCAUGACACUAAUGGCCCUCCUCGUUUUCCACAGCACCAAGUUCAUUAGAGAUAUGGCCUACGAGGUCUUCCUUUUCUUCCACCAGUUCUUCAGUAUAUUCUUCAUCAUCACCAUGUACUAUCACUGCAUCACCUUGGGUUGGAUGGGCUGGAUCUGGUCGAUGGCUGGCAUUUUGUGCUUUGACAGAUUGCUUCGGAUUGUCCGCAUAGUCUUAAGCGGUGGUCUGCAGAAAUCUACGCUAACUGAUUGUGGGAAUGGGAUUUUGAAGCUGACACUCAAGAAACCCAAGUUCUUGAAGUACAAACCUGGCACUUUUGCCUUUAUUUACUUUUUGAGCUGGAACGACCCAUGGUACUAUCAAUGGCAAUCGCAUCCAUUCACCUUGCUGAGCACUUCACUCCAUGAGGGCGACAAUGGGGAGGAAAUCACUGUCAUUUUCAAAGCUCACAAGGGAAUCACCCAACAGCUGCUGUACAGAUUGCUGAGGUCUGGAGAAGAAUCUAUUCAGAUCAGAGUCAUGGUUGAAGGCCCUUACGGCGACGUUCUCCCUCAAAAGGCUAAAAUUGAGAAAAAUUUGGUUGGUGUCGGAGCGGGCCUUGGGGUCACCGCUGUGUAUGCCCAGAUGGCACACCUUCUAGAAGCGCAAGCGUCUGGUUUGAAAUCCAAAAUGUAUUGGAUCGUCAACGACUUGAGUCAUAUUGCAUGGUUCAAAGACGAAAUUAGUUGGCUCUUGUCGAGGAAUUGUCAAGUCACAAUUUUGUGCUCAACAAGAAAGGACAUGGACGAAGAGAAGCCGGCGUCGCUAUGCUGCUCCUCGCGUGCUUUACUUCAGAAACUCAAAGUUGAAUCUUUGUACGGCAGACCUGACCUGGUGGCUCUUGUAGAAAACGAAGUUCGCAAGUCAUCAGAGCAGUCCACAGAUUUGGGUUUUAUCAGUUGUGGACCAACCACUUUCAACGUGGACUUUCGUGCGUCGGUUUCAGCAUGUCUUGAUCAAAAACAAAGCAUAGACGUAGCUUUUUGGGAAGAAAGUUUUGCGUGGUGA